AUGGCCUCAACAAGACCUUAUAAUUACUUACCCGGCCUCAUUAUCUACCAUAUCCUCCAACUCCUUCCCACAAAACUUGCAGCCCAGGCUAGCUUUGUUUCCAAGCAAUGGGCAGAGGCGUGGUCCUCGAUCCUGGUGUUCGAUUUCAAGGAGGGCGAUCCAUACAAUCACGACGGAAAAUUCAGGCUCCGAAUGAGGUACCAGGGAGAUGCGAAAGUCCUAGAUGCAUGGUUGAGAUCUGCAGUUGAGAGAAGCGUGAAAGAGUUAGAUAUAAGACUUGGAAACGUACCGACCGUCAAACCCUACUGCUUGCCGCAAACCCUUUUUGAUGCAAAGCUUUUAACCACUCUCAGUUUGGAGGGUGUGAGAAUAGAGGACAAUGCUGAUCAGCCUAUAAGCUUACCAUCUCUAAAAUCCAUGUCCUUCAAAAUGGUGGACUUCGAGGGCAUGGCACUUUCCAACCUAAUUUCAGGCUGCCCUUGGAUCGAGCAUUUGUCCUUAAAUUUAUGUGACCUCGGCUCCUGGACUUGGAAACUCAAAAUUUCAAGUUCGAGUCUCAAAUCCUUCGAAAUUUUCGAUUGCUACUCUCGCCACAUUGAAGUUGAAGCCAAGAAUCUUGAGUCUUUUAAAUUUGAUUCAGACUUUGAAUUGCUUGAGAGCAUGGCAUUGUUUGAUUGCACCAACUUGAAAUGCAUUAACAUCUUCAGUCAGCACCUUCAACACCUUAUAUUAUAUGCAUUGUGCCAAAACAGUGUCGAGGCAACAAUUAACACUCCAAAUUUACAUUCUUUUGAUUUUAGUGGAUAUUUGAUGGCUAACGUUUCCAUGGCUCCAUUGAAAUAUUUAUCGGAUGCAACACUCAUUCUUUUGGAUCACAUCAGAGGGCCCGCCUUCAGCUUGCCAUUGAAUCAUUUUUCUACUUUGAGAGACUAUCUUGAACACUUUGAUUGCUCCAAAAAAUUGAAACUGUACAUUCAUGAUGCUGAGGGUGUCAUGUUUCCAGAAGAUUUUAGAGAGGCCUUCCCUUCACCAUUACCAAAUCUCAAGCAUCUCAACAUAGUCAUGAAUUCUGCAGUAGAGGGGAUAAAGUCUGAGUUGAUGGAGUCCUUGCAUUGGAUGGCACCUUCUGUAGAGAACCCAUCAAUAGAAUCCUUAAGUAGAACAAAUUCGUCCAGUACAAUUACAUGA
Messenger RNA from Prunus avium (sweet cherry), 1188 nucleotides. RefSeq names its product F-box protein At5g03100-like. NCBI's taxonomy places the organism in Eukaryota, Viridiplantae, Streptophyta, Magnoliopsida, Rosales, Rosaceae. Gene Ontology annotation, molecular function: protein binding. The record is from RefSeq and is a predicted model, not a curated record.